This is a messenger RNA of Drosophila ficusphila, 3668 nucleotides long. It is a transcript of the gene Dis3l2, whose product is annotated as DIS3-like exonuclease 2. Lineage: Eukaryota; Metazoa; Arthropoda; Insecta; Diptera; Drosophilidae. The transcript is spliced from 4 exons. Bases 15 to 3374 code for a protein of 1119 amino acids. The record is from RefSeq and is a predicted model, not a curated record. Gene Ontology annotation, molecular function: 3'-5'-RNA exonuclease activity; RNA binding. Gene Ontology annotation, biological process: mRNA catabolic process; miRNA catabolic process. Gene Ontology annotation, cellular component: P-body; exosome (RNase complex).
ACCUCCGGUUCAGAAUGUCGGGAACGUCAAGCGUUGUCGUAGAUGCGGAAAGGGAACAUGACGCGGACCGGGGCUCCGCCGAACCGUCCGCCCAGGAAUGCACGAAGAUCGAGGCGCUCCGUCAGCGUUCCCAGCGCCUGACAGCCCGCCUCCAAAAUAUGCAGAGAGAGAUGGAGACGUCCAGGGCAGCCAGCAAAGGUUCACCAGCCGCCACGGACGAAAAGGUCGUUAAUCCACCACCGCAGAGACGCCUAGUAGAGGGUCCGAGCACCCUUGCCCCAGCCACGUCCUCUAACAGCCGACAGGCUGUCCGAAAUGCUGUGCCGGAUUCCGCGCCGGCGGCGAUAGCAAUGUCCCUACCUUACCACCUGACAAUGCCUUCCUACUCGCUGGCGGUGCCCUUCCAGCAACCGCUGCCGCCGAUGCAGAUUCCGCCAAAUACAAGCCAACAGCUAAUGGCGAAGAAGAAGUCGAAGCGGACUCUUAGAAACGAAGUGGAGGCUCUUCAGGAGAUGGUAAAACUGCUGUCGCAAGUUUCCUCGGACGUUAAUGUGUAUGCCGCUCAGUUGAUUCAUCAAAACGAAAUCUUAUCCCAAUUGGAGUGGACUCAUCAAAACAAUGUCGGUCCAGUGCCGAUACAAGCAGCCCGCCGACAACUACCACAGCGGAUCGACGGCGGAAGUGAGAUGAUCAGGCAACAAUUGCCUCAGCAGCGGGGACACGGCCGCCAUCGUCUUGAGUCUGAAGUCUCCAACACGAGCAGCAACAGCAAUCCUGUCCAGCAACAGCAGAAACCGGGGCGACGACAGCGCAACCGUAAGAAAAGCGAGAGCUCUGGCAAAAUUACUACACAGUCUCUAAAAACUGAGCUAGAGGCCUUGCGGUUAUACAUAAACAAGAUUGUUCAACACCACGUGGGCACGGAUCACCUGCCUCCACAGUUGAUUUUCAAGGGCGACUUUUCGGAUUUGGAAGAUCAUGCACAGCGCCUGACCGCGGCAGGGUACGGCCGCAUUGUAGAGGAGGAAAUCCGAGUGAACCGCAAAAACAACAGGCAGGCCUUCAUCACGAUGUCUACGGACCGUGAAGCCCUUGAUCGAGAUGGCAUCGUGCUUCUGCCUGUGGCCCGCCGAUAUGCCUUCGAAGGCGACAAAGUGCGUGCGUUUGUUCUGAACGCAGGUGCCCAGUGCAGUUCAAAGCCAGAGAGCUCUGGAGGAAUCACAGGAGGAAAGCCCUCGCUAUCACUCGCGGACGAUGUCGAGCUGUCGGACGACACGGAGUCCCAGGACUCGGAAGCGGAUGUCGACAACGUGAUUGUCAUAUCGUCGGACAAUUGCCCUAAGGCGUUCGUUAUAGCCAUCACCAAGCAGACUGAACUACGCCAGAUCGUUGGCACCAUAUCGUUUACGAGCCCCUCUAAACUCUGUGACGAUCAGCUCUUCUAUAAAUUCCGACCGUAUGACUUGCGGGUGCCAAUGGUCUACGUGCCAAUGGAAGCCUGUGCCGCCCACAUCGGGAGCAAACAGCAAGGAGAGGUGUCCGGCCUCCUUUACCUGGCCCACAUACUCGAAACUGAUUGCAAUGGGCACUGCAUCGCAGAACUAAUUCAGCCUGUGGGCCGCGUCGGUAAUUUAGACGACGAGCUCAAAGCUAUUCUCUUCCACAAUAAUCUUCGAGAUAUUGAGCCAUUUGAGCAACGUUUCAAGGACAUGUAUUCCCAAUCACCACCGGUGAUAAGCAAAGAUGAUUUACGUCUGCGAAGGGACUUGAGAAAGACUUGCAUAUUUACUAUAGACCCUAUGACUGCACGCGAUCUGGACGACGCCGUUUCCAUUGAGAAGGUAGGCGACAACAAGUAUGAGGUCGGCGUUCAUAUUUCCGAUGUGUCGCACUACCUAAUUGAGGGUAAUGAACUAGACAAUAUUGUUAAGAAGCGUUCUACAUCCAUUUACCUGGCCAAUGAAGUUAUCCACAUGCUGCCUGAGUCACUGUGCAUGCGCUGUUCACUUUUGCCUGGAGAGGACAAGUUCGCCUUCUCCGUCUUUUGGAAGGUGGAUGGUGAGGGAGUUAUGCAGAAGGAUAAGCCGGAGUUUUCUCGUACCGUUAUUAAUUCAUGCUCGCAAUUUGCCUACGAACAUGCCCAAAAAAUCAUCGAUAACCCUAAUGAGCAGUUUAACGAGAACGAUUUCCCUACUAUUUUAAACGGAUUUCAACCCGACGACAUUAAAGAAAGGAUACUGUUGCUCCACACGAUUGCAAGCUCCUUGCGAAAAGAGCGUUUUAACAACGGCGCAAUCACUAUUAAUAACGCCAAGCUCCGCUUCAUCCUUGAUCCAGUAAGCGGCGAGCCUUUAUCAUUCGAAGUGGAGAAACAACGCGAGGCAAACCGUAUGAUUGAAGAAUUUAUGUUGCUGGCCAACCAGGCGGUGGCUCGCUUUGUCCACGAUUCCUUUCCUGAGAUAGCUGUGUUGCGAAAUCACCCGCCACCACUGACCAAGUCUCUUAAGGCGCUACGGGAAAAGCUGUUGGCCCUGGGAUUCGACCUGGACUACAGCUCUUCAAAGGCGCUCCAGGAAAGCAUGUUGCGGCUUUGCAACGAGGCUCCUAAUCCGGUCGCAAUGAAGGCUUGCCUUAGCCAAUUGCUGAUGAAACCAAUGGCAAGGGCAACUUAUUUUUGCAGCGAAGGUAAAACGGAAGCAGCCGACCUGUGGCACUACGCUUUGUCUAUACCUAUCUACACCCAUUUUACCAGCCCGAUCCGCCGCUACCCUGACAUUAUGGUGCACCGCCUGCUGGCGGCAGCACUUAAAUACUGCCCACCGCCUGGACGCACGCCGGAUGAACUCCACGCCCUAACGAAACUAGCCAAUGAGCGCAAAUACAAUGCAAAAUUGGCCGGUGAGGACUCUGGCAACUUGUAUUUUAAGCGCUACGUCCGCAAUAAGCAAGGCAUUUACAUGCGAGCAGUGGUUAUGGAGAUAUUUCAGCACAUGAUGAAUGUUGUUACCUUGGAGUCCGGACACGUCAUAAGUAUUAACUAUAAGAUGCAAAAGGUAAUCGUGGACACACAAAGCGCACCCAACUACAUUAUGAUUGCUGAGCGCAACAUAAGUCAGUCACCUCGCAAGCUGCAGUUGCUUUCGUUGGUACCUAUUUGUCUGACCGUUUUGGACAAUAAACUAACGGGUUUCCUGACUAUGGGUGAUCAAAGCAUUCAAAUACCUAAAGAUCAACCCGGUGUAUCUGGUGCCUCCCGUAGGAACAAGCCUAAGCAACACCAGCCGCCAGUGAAUCAAAAUCAUCAGCAGCAACGACUACAGCUACAGCUUCAGCAACAGCAGCGGAUGUUUGCGAUGAGGCAAAACAGCUUCUAAUUGAACAUAUUUAGAUUGCACUUCGGCUUUGACUAAGAGCUCCAUUUUCUUUACACCGUCAAUUGCAAUUGUUUUCCAAAAUCCAAAACUGGUCAGAAUUCACUUCUUGGAACUACAUUUCUAGUUAUGCGUUCAAGCUAUGCUUGGCGAAAAUGUAUUCUGUGAUGCUUUUUGAUAUACGGUUGCAUAUACCAACAAGCUCUAUAUAAAUGUAUAUUGUUAUGUAUGUACAUUAAGUUUAAAAUCAAAGCUAAGUUGCAGAACGCCCAAAAAAUAAAAUUAAGUCGACCAUAA